This is a messenger RNA of Oryza sativa Japonica Group (Japanese rice), 1389 nucleotides long. RefSeq lists its product as uncharacterized. NCBI's taxonomy places the organism in Eukaryota, Viridiplantae, Streptophyta, Magnoliopsida, Poales, Poaceae. Gene Ontology annotation, cellular component: plasma membrane. The record is from RefSeq and is a predicted model, not a curated record.
AUCGCUCACGCGGUCACGCCCAUCGCGCCGCGCGGCUCCCGAGAUGGCACGGCACGCGAAGACGGACUCCGACGUGACGAGCCUGGCGCCGUCCUCGCCGCCGCGGUCGCCGCGCCGGUCGGCCUACUACGUGCUCAGCCCCGCCGCCUCCCACCCGGACGUCGUGGUGGCCUCGGGCGGCGCAGGCGGCGGCGGCGGAGGCGUGGCCGCGGCCGAGAAGAUGUCGUUCGCGGGUUCUACCCCGGCCGAGUCGCCGCUGCACUACCACUACCACCACUCCGGCGCCGCCGUGCACCACUCCCGGGAGUCUUCCACCGGCCGCCUCCUCUUCUCCGACCAGCUCCGCUCCGGCGCCGCUGCCGGCGUCCCCUGGCGACGCCUUGCGCAGGGCAGCGGCGCCGGCAGCGUCGGGGACGACGACGACGACGAAGGAGGACUCGCCGGGGCCGCCUCGCAGUGGAGGUGCUACGCCCUCGGGGCGUUCGCCUUCGUGGCCGUGUUCGCCUUCUUCCUGCUCGUGCUCUGGGGCGCCAGCAAGUCAUACAAGCCCCACGUCGUCGUCAAGAGUGUGGUGUUCGAGACGUACCACAUCCAGGGCGGCACGGACCGGACGGGCGUCCCGACCAAGAUGAUGUCCGUCAACGCGACGGUCAGGCUGCGCUUCCGCAACCGGGGCACCUUCUUCAGCCUGCACGUCACCUCCACGCCGUUCCACCUCUUCUACGACGACCUCACCGUCGCCACCGGCCACAUGGCGGAGUUCUAUCAGCCGCGGCGGAGCGGGCGCGUGGUGACGGUGUCCGUGGUGGGGAAGCAGGUGCCGCUCUACGGCGCCGGCGCGGAGCUGCACAGCAAGCCCAACAACGGCCGCCUCGGCCCCGCGGUGGUGCCCGUCAGGAUGGCCUUCGUGCUGCGGGCGCGCGCCCACAUCCUCGGCCUCCUCGUCCGCUCCAAGUUCUACCGCCGCGUCCUCUGCCGCCUCGACGUCCGCGAGGCAAGCCUCGGCAAGCCCGUCCACGGCGUCGCCGCCGACUGCGAGUACCACGACGGGAGGUGACCACGGGCCCUUGCAUUCAGACGCUGCGUCGAUACCGUGGGCGUGGAUUGUUAAUUGGAAGCUCUGAAACUAGACUUCUGGGGGUGGUAGUAGUAUUGGUAACACGAGGUAAAAUCCAAUCCGUUGUAAUGGAACAAGUGUUGAUGCUAACAGUAAUCCUGCUAAUUCUAGAAAAUUUUACUUGCUGUUGAAAUCUGUACUACCAUUGGCAUUAACUCAUGUCUGAAGCUCCGGCCGAAAUAUGUAGGCCAUCAUUCCAGCAAUAUACACUACUAGGUGAUAUUACAACAAGCUGGGCUGGCUUCUAUGACAUAGCAGUUGUCAAUUUACUA